Episyrphus balteatus (marmalade hoverfly) is the source of this 2652-nucleotide messenger RNA. RefSeq names its product fatty acid CoA ligase Acsl3 (gene Acsl). Gene Ontology annotation, biological process: neuron differentiation; long-chain fatty acid metabolic process; long-chain fatty-acyl-CoA metabolic process. NCBI's taxonomy places the organism in Eukaryota, Metazoa, Arthropoda, Insecta, Diptera, Syrphidae. Bases 338 to 2461 code for a protein of 707 amino acids. The record is from RefSeq and is a predicted model, not a curated record. The transcript is spliced from 13 exons. Gene Ontology annotation, molecular function: palmitoyl-CoA ligase activity. Gene Ontology annotation, cellular component: plasma membrane; lipid droplet; endoplasmic reticulum.
UUAGUAAUUAUUUGCCCUAAGUACAACGUUCAACUAGAAACAGUCGUGUAAUAUCAAGCCGCGGGUUCAAGGUCGAUUAUUAAAUAAAAACUGUUUAAUUGGUCGAUUAUGAUUUGAAGUAGAAUCUUGGCGCAAAGUAAAUAAAUACAUUAAGUUUUAAAGUGGACAUAAUUUGCAAAAUAAUAUCACGUAUCCAUAGCUGUCAGUGCUCUCCUAGUCCAACAAGAGAAUCAUCGUUUUCUUGUAAAACACAUUUCCGCAAAAUAAGAAGGUCCUUAAGAUUGUAUCAUCCAACCAUCCUUAAAAAACUUUGAGAUCGAUUUUCUCAAAACUAAGGAUGGAUAGUUUCUGGAUUCAAGGUGCAAUAGGUGCAAUUAAUGUGAUAACCCUAGUUUACGAUAUCGUGACACUACCUGUUUAUCUUGUUUUGCAAAGACCAUGGAAACGAAGACAGGAUGCAAUAAGAUUAAAGGCAAAAAUAGUGAAAAAAGAUGAAAAUCAAGUUACCUACAGGACAAUCGAACCACCACGUGAAGUACAUGUUAAAAUGUUACAAGCUAAUAUUAGCACACUUGAAAACAUGUUUAAUUAUGUCGCAAAAACUCAUACGACUAAGCGGUGCCUCGGCACCCGACAAAUUCUAAGUGAAGAGGAUGAAGUGCAACCUAAUGGCCGGGUAUUCAAAAAGUACAAUAUGGGCGAUUACAAAUGGAAGAACUUCAUUGAAGUUGAACGUUUAGCAGCAUCAUUUGGCCGUGGUCUACGUGAACAUGGACAAAUACCUGGCACAAAUAUUGUUAUAUUUGCUGAAACAAGAGCCGAGUGGAUGAUUGCCGCACAUGGGUGCUUUAAACAGAAUAUGAGAAUUGUUACCGUUUACGCUACUCUUGGAGAUGAAGGGGUUGCCCAUUGUAUAAAUGAAACUGAAGUCACUGCGGUAAUUACAACUCAUGAUCUGCUUCCAAAAUUCAAAUCCCUUUUGGAUAAAACACCAAACAUUAAAACUAUUAUUUACAUGGACGAUCAGUUGUGUAAAACAGAAACAAGUGGGUUUAAAGAUGAAGUAGAACUUAUUCCUUUCUCCCAAGUCAUUCGCAGCGGAGCUACUAGUAAAUUCGAGGGAGUACCACCAAGUGCAACUGAUAUUGCAAUUAUAAUGUAUACUUCUGGAUCAACUGGCACACCGAAGGGUGUAUUACUUUCGCAUAACAAUCUUAUUGCGACAAUGAAGGGAUUUUGUGAUGUUGUACCCAUAUAUCCAGACGAUGUUCUUUUAGGUUUCCUUCCACUUGCUCAUGUUUUCGAACUUCUUGCCGAGAGUGUUUGCCUUUUGACGGGUGUUCCAAUUGGUUACUCAACACCUUUGACUCUUAUCGAUACCAGUAGUAAAAUUAUGAAAGGAUGUAAAGGUGAUGCAACUGUUCUGAAACCAACUUGUAUGACUACAGUACCGCUAAUUUUGGAUCGCAUUACAAAAGGAAUCAAAGACAAAGUGAAUUCUGCCUCAGCUUUUCAAAAAGCAUUGUUUAACUUCUGUUAUAACUAUAAAGUAAAAUGGACUGCACAAGGAUAUCAAACCCCAAUUAUUGAUAGAUUGGUUUUUAAGAAAGUGGCUAAGCUAAUGGGAGGGCGAGUUCGAAUAAUGAUGUCUGGUGGGGCACCACUUUCACCUGACACUCAUGAACAAAUCAAAAUCUGUUUGUGUGUAGAUCUUGUUCAGGGAUACGGGUUGACUGAAACAACAUCGGGAGCAACUGUAAUGGACUAUCGAGAUAUGACGUAUGGGCGGGUUGGAGCCCCCCUAACAAUGUGUGACAUCCGUUUAGUAAAUUGGGAAGAAGGAAACUACAGAGUAACAAAUAAACCAUAUCCUCAGGGUGAAAUUGUUAUAGGUGGUGAUAGUGUGUCCUUAGGUUACUACAAGCUUCCUCUAAAAACGAAAGAAGAGUUUUUUGAAGAAGAUGGAAAACGAUGGUUCCAAACCGGAGAUAUAGGUGAAAUGCAUGCUGAUGGUGUACUUAAAAUAAUUGACCGGAAAAAGGAUUUAGUAAAAUUACAAGCGGGAGAGUAUGUGUCGCUAGGAAAAGUUGAGUCGGAACUUAAAACGUGCCCCAUUGUGGAAAAUAUCUGUGUUUAUGGCGAUCCUUCAAAGCAAUAUACGGUGGCAUUGAUUGUACCUAAUCAAAAAUAUAUAGAAGAACUAGCUGCUAAAUACGGAUUGAUAUCUAGACGAUUUGAAGAACUGUGUACAUCCCCUAUUUUGGAAAAAGCUGUUAUAAAAGAAAUAACUGACCAUGGGAUAAAAUGUAAACUUCAAAGAUUUGAAAUUCCUGGUGCAAUAACCCUAUGCAAAGAAGUGUGGUCUCCAGAUAUGGGACUGGUAACAGCAGCUUUCAAACUAAAAAGAAAAGAUAUACAAGACAAAUACCAAUACGAUAUCAAUAGGAUGUAUGCCUCGUGAAAAUAACUCCGUACAUACAUAAAAUUAAAAUAAAUAAAGCCCAAAACGAUUCGAUAUAAGUUGAAACUCCAAUAAGAACCGAUAAGUAAAGAAAAACAUCAAACAAAAACAUUAUAACAGCAAAAACUAUAUUUUUAUUUACUCGGGAAGAAAAGAGAAAUAUAUAAAAUCUAAAUUGGGAUGCCAAAAGA